Molecule: messenger RNA, 2037 nt
Organism: Dendronephthya gigantea
Lineage: Eukaryota; Metazoa; Cnidaria; Anthozoa; Malacalcyonacea; Nephtheidae
Product: alpha/beta hydrolase domain-containing protein 17B-like
Exons: 2
Coding region: 113-973 (286 amino acids)
Biological process (GO): protein depalmitoylation
Cellular component (GO): endosome membrane; plasma membrane
Molecular function (GO): palmitoyl-(protein) hydrolase activity
Source: RefSeq, a predicted model, not a curated record
CAGCAGUUAAAAAUUGCGAUUCUUCAAGUGUGUGUAAAUUUUUCCAUUUAAACAUGAAUUAACCGGCGAAAACUUCAUCUAAAACGACCGGAAUUUCGUCAAGGCUUGCCAGAUGAAUGGUUUAUCAUUCUCGGAGAUCUGCUGCCUGUUUUGUUGCCCGCCAUGUCCAUCGAAGAUCGCUGCAAAGCUUGCAUUCCUACCUCCCGAGCCGACCUAUUCUGUCACGACUCACGAAGACGGUAAUUUUUCACUUCAUCUCACAGAACGCGCAGAAUGGCAAUUUAGCCAGUCGGAACUAGACAACAUCGAAGUAUUUAAAACGAAAUCAAAGAACGGGAAUAGCAUUUGUUGUAUGUAUGUGAAUACGUCGCCAAAUGCGCGAUUUACGUUGCUUUUUAGCCACGGCAAUGCCGUCGAUUUGGGUCAAAUGUCGAGCUUUUACAUCGGGCUUGGCCAGAGAAUAAACUGCAAUAUUUUAUCGUACGAUUACUCAGGGUACGGCGAAAGCAGUGGCAAUGCCUCCGAGAGUAAUUUGUAUUCGGAUAUAGAGGCAGCCUGGGGUGCGGCUAGAUCAAAAUACGGUCUCAGCCCUGAAAAUAUUGUCCUUUAUGGCCAGAGCAUUGGUACAGUCCCUACUAUAGAUUUAGCCUCGAAGUUCGAGUGUGCGGCCGUGAUCUUACACUCUCCUUUAACAUCUGGUAUGCGGGUUGCAUUUCCUGAUACUAAACGGACGUGGUGUUGCGAUGCUUUUCCAAGCAUUGAGAAAGUCUCGAAGAUUGUGUCGCCAGUUUUAGUUAUUCAUGGCACAGAGGAUGAAGUUAUUGACUUUUCUCAUGGUCUGGCCAUAUAUGAAAGAUGCCCCCGUAAAGUCGACCCUCUCUGGGUGGAGGGUGCUGGUCACAAUGAUGUCGAGCUGUAUGGACAAUAUUUAGAACGCCUUAAAAAAUUUUUGCAACAUGAGAUAGUCAAUUAGCACGUAUUGUUGGAGUAUAAUCACUGUGUAGUACAACCUUACCUUGUUUUUAUCUUGAGAUGGCUAGGCAUAGUAGUUUAGAUAAGUUAAAGCGACCACAUGCUGGAGAAAGUCUGUAGAUUUGACCAGGGAGGAUUCUCCAAUUGAAAUUAAGAUGAAACAGCUUAUAGAAAUUUUCAAAAUAAUCGAAGAGUGGUGGGGCAAUCCCCAAAAUCUUCCCAUCAAAUGUUGUGUAAGAAUUGCCAAGGAAAACAAGGAAAUUCUGUUAUAUUUGACCCUAAGGCUUUUAUUACUUGAAUUGUCAAGAUGUUUUUAUGUAUUUCAGGCAGUUGUUAUGCCUCAUUUGAUGAGAAGUGAUUUGAUAUUUUCAGUUAGAAGAGACAUUUGCAUAUUAUUUGAUUGGUUGCUAAGAUUUGAUUUAAAUGUCCGUCUUGGGUUAAGAUAUUACUGACGAUAUGUUCUCCUAACUGGAGAUCAUUCUAAAUUCUUCCAAGGAUCCUUUUACAUAUUAUUAUAUUCCCUUGUUAAUGCAAUUCUGACAAGUAGUUAAAUAUUUAUUGCUCAUUAUAACCACAAAUAGAUAACAGAACUCGUAGAACGUCAACAUGUACACUUGUGUGGUACUCUCGUUAAAUUUAUACAGUUUUCGUGAACCUAAUCAUUCCAUUGCCGUUUUUCUAGGGUUUCCACAAUGCAAGGAAAUUUCCUUGCAAUUGGCCACCACUAGGGUGCGAGGGAUCUGUUUUAAUACAGUAUUUUAUGCAUUCUUUUCAAAAGUUCUUCAUUUCUCUCUUGUGUGUCAUUACCAUUCCCCUAUGAGGACAGUCGUAUGCAAAUAAGUUGUGGAAACCCUGGUUUUUCAGCCAAUACCUAAAUAUAGUCUACACACAUGGGGAUAUAAAAUGCAUUAAUCUUUGUUAAAACGUUGUUCAUAGUAUGCUCAUUUUCUAUAUACAUAGGAAGAAAUAAUCUUGUAUAUGUAAAUAGUUACACAAGUUGAGUGUAUUAAUAAUUAUAGUAAUAAUGAUUACAAUAUGACAAGAUUUAAAAUCUCCUUUUUAUCA